AGUUACUCAAAGUUUAAAAAGUUGUGGUCAAUCCAAGUGGACCAGGAGUGAGUUUCCAUUGCGCAGUUGCCUUCUCAUCUCCCAAACCUCCCUCAAUUGGAGUUUGGCUCGGUCCAAAUGGCUCCGAAGGGUCACUUCCACCGGCCGUGCGUGAUUCUUCCCUCCGGAUUUUGGUUCCGGCGUUGCUUUCAUCCUAAAAGAACUUUUACUGCCGCGUUAGUAUGCGCCCUAUAUUUCUUUUUCACCCAAGUGGGCCUUUCCCAACGGAGCCCCACCUGGAUUAUAGCCGGACGGAACCAAGUCAAUCCAAAAGGGGUGUUAAAUUUAGGUUUGUUAAACGCAAACUCGGCGGUUCCGACCCGCUCCAAUGUGGUGUACAUCACCCUCAAAUCAAAACGCCUCAAGCCGUCCAACAUUCGCGGCACGGUGCGACCCAAACUGCGGAGGAAAGCGAGAAGAACUACGCAUCCGCAUUGGAAUAUACAGGACGGUACAGGAGCGGAGGGUCCUGUCAGUUCUAUCCGGAUAUACAGCCGCUCCCCUCCGCCGUGGCUGAGCGCGCGCGAUGUGGGUACCAUGCGCGCUCUCGCCGGGGCCAAAGUUUUAAGCGUCCAACACCAACCGACACAAGAAGCUCCGUGGCCCCUCUUGGUCUUCGAGGGAACCCGCCCGGAGGAUGGCAACGCUGCGUGCGGACUCGCUCAUGGCCCGGCGGACUCAGUGGAGGUGUUCGCUUUUCAUUUGGAUCGAGUUCUCGGACUCAACAGAACUUUACCAGCUGUCAAUAGGAAGUUGACCUUUUUACACGAUGGCCAGCCUAGUCCAGUCGUGGCGUGGGAGGGACCUCUCUACCCUGAUGGUGUGAUCCUAACGUGGGCUGAGUACCAGAAAUCCCUGAAACAGCGGUGCUGGAUUGGGAACAUUGCUCCGAGGCCCGAGUCGGGCUGCUCCGUCAUCCAUCACUACGAAUGGAGCAGACUAGCGCUCUUUGAUUUCCUCUUGCAGAUUCACAACCGUCUAGACCCCAGCUGCUGUGGGUUCAAACCACGGCAGCAGGACGGGUGUCAUCAGCCCGGCCGCCAUUUUGAAUGCGAGCAGAGGGACAGCAUCCGACUGGCGAAUGUGGUGCACAGGCGCGACAACCCGCAUCGCCUGGUACUCACCGUCAACAAGGGCUUCUUUGAUCGCAAUGAGGACAACCUGGACUUCAUGCUGCUGGAGGGGAUAAAGGAGCUUCCCGAGCACGCCGUGUCAAUCCUGAGGAGCGGCCGUCUACGGGAAAAACUGCUGCAGUCGCUCUUUAUGGACCAGACGUAUUGGGAGAGUCAGGGCGGGCGACUCGGCAUUGACAAGCUGAUAGAUGUUGUGGAGUGCCGGGCCCAGGUUCUCCUCACGUACGCUAACGGUCAUGGCAUUAGGACGUUCCACAUGACCGAGUGACGGGAACAGCAGGAACUUUACAAAACGACACAAUUUACUCGAAUUAUAAUUAAUGUUGCACUGAUUUUAUGGCUCUUGAUACUAACUGAGAAAAGAUGCUCAGAUGAUGUUGAGCAAAGGCGACAAAUAUAUGUCACGUGUUUCCAUUUAUCAAUACGUAAAGCCUACAAGCCCUAACGCAUUUUGAACAGUCACUGGAGUGAAAUUUGCUAUGUUAAUGUGGGCUACAUAAUGCACAAAAGCACAACACUGUAAUUUUAACUGCUACUCGCUGCUUCGAAAAAAAAAAAAAUCAAACUUAGUGAUGCAUGUUAAUACGAUGCACAUAAUGGCAGCUUGCCUCCCGAGCCUCUGCCAUCUCAACUUAGCACAAAUGCUUUCGACUGUUUUUUGUUUGUUUGUUUUAAACUCUUAAUCAACCGUUGAGCAGAUGUUGCGCUCGUUGACGCAAUUACGUGAUCGAUGAUGGACAACGUUGACUCAUUGGGAUAGCUUUAAUAUAUACAGGUUGUCCUCGGGUUAUGAACGAGUUCCGUUCCUACGUGGCGAACUCACCCGAAUUUCCAGGUUGAUCGGAUUUAUCCCUUAAAGUGCCCCUAAAUCUCAAAAUAACUAUCCAUAAAGUCCCAAAGUAUUGUAAUUUGUUUCCCUCUGGUGGCAACAUUGGGUCUGGCUUAUGUUUCUGAGAAGCAGACUCAGACGACUGACAUGGAUAAAAGAUAGACGCGCUCUAGUUUGGCCCACAUGAGGCUGUAAGUUGUUUCAGCUAAUAUAUAUUUGUGUGUGCAUUUGUAAUUAAAGUUCAGAGCUACAGUUUGUGGAGUUACUUGUGAGCAAUUUGCUGUGAGAAUGGCGCACCGCACGCUGGCUAUUUUUAGACCGUGACGUCGCAUUGUAAAGCGGACGUAAAGCCGAAGUGGGACAUUAUAGACCCGCCCUCGCAUAGACCCAAAGUAAUUAGUGUUACUUUUCUCCGGUAAUCUUUCAAAAACGAACAUGCCGAUCACGCAUUGCUUUUUUGGAACUUGUAGAAACGACUCUAGACAUUACGACACAUGAAGGAUGUUUUCUUCAUACGAUUCCGGAAACCAAAAACUCGGGAGGAAAAAAAUGUGAAGACCGAAUCAACUUGCGCGGACUUUAACACCAGCUCGGCGAAUCCAUUCACGUUUCAUAUGCAGUAAACAUUAUGUUGGGUUGGCAUGGUCUUUCAGAGGACAAAUAGGUAAGCCAUUUUUAUAUUUUUAACUUAUUUUUUUAGCGUAACGUUGUGCCGUCCUGCUUCUGUCUGACAUUGAAUGACCUGAAAAGAAUUACAAUGGUAUCUGACUGCCACUGUUACCGUUUCUGUUAUAUAUAUAAAAAAACAACUUUAGUAAGGGGGAAGUGUAAAUAAAUUAUAGGGUUAAGAUGUGUUAUCAAUGAAAAAAUUAAAAGUGUUCGUUGGCUGUCACUGAGUAGCAUUUGCGAUCGCUACACAAAGCUAACUAAAUUACCCCCAAGAACGGUAAGAGACGUAGGACAACCAGAGGAUAUAUAAGAAAGACAGGGCUGAUGGUAAAGGAUAGCUUGUUGAAACAGGAGAAUGUCAUUGUCAGUCGCGUCGACAAAAAAGCUAAAGCUAUGUUUAGGUCGGCUCGUUUUUUUCUUCUUUUUCGUCUUUGACACAAAAGCCAUCUCUUUAACUGAACAUUUUUAUGUUCUUCCACAUCUUUGGCAGUGAAUUUGGCACCAGGCACAUCAAUUUCGGAGAGAAUUGGUAGGUUUAGCUCUGUAAACAUCUCCUUCGUACACGAUUUCCAUUCAUUUCCUAUUAGGGACAAACGGCGGCUUGUCCCUACUUAGCAACAGUAGCUAAUGUCAUGAAUAUUAAUGAGCGGAAGUGACGUGUUGCUUGCGGUACGCCAUUGUAAAUAGGUUAGCAUUCAUAGCAUUUAACCUAGCAGACUUUUGUCAAGCAAAUUUGGUUAAUUUAAGAUAAUAAAUUUGAAUAUUGAUCAGACGAAAUUAGGGGUCAGCAACCCAAAAUGUUGAAAAAGCCAUAUUGGACCAAAAAAACCCCCAAAAACAAAAAUGUCCCUCGCUGCAAAAAAUUAAAAGCCUUACAUAAGCCUUAUAAUAAAUGGAACACACACUGUAUGUAUCUUUACUAGUUAUAUUAGCCUACUAUCACUUCAUAGCUACUUCAGCCAGCCCCUCUGGCGGGAUCCCAAGGCUUUCCCAGGCCAGCCGAGAGACAUAGUCUCUCCAGCGUGUCCUGGGUCGUCCUCGGGGCCUCCCGCCGGUGGGACAUGCCCGGAACAACUCUCCGGGAGGCGUCCAGGAGGCAUCUGAACCAUAAUAAACCGUCAUGAUUUUAUGUUUGUUUUCCGUGCAGUACAUCCACAGCACUACGUGACUACUCUGAUGUAGGAUGCCACCUCAAGUUUAACUUCAUGACAAUAUUAAUGAAUUGUUUCAUUGCUUUUAUGAAAUUAAAGAAAUGCAAAAAGGAAAUCCGAUUUUUGAUGUCAUUUUUAUUUUGAGGUUAAGGAAGAACAACAAAAAGGAACGUACAUAACAUGCCCCUUAUCUGGGCAUGUCUUUAAUUUUCAAAAUGAUCUCGGUUUUGUUUUUGAAGUCUGCAAAUAGCUAUG
This is a messenger RNA of Corythoichthys intestinalis (scribbled pipefish), 4076 nucleotides long. RefSeq names its product golgi associated kinase 1B (gene gask1b). The coding region runs from base 118 to 1440 and encodes 440 amino acids. The record is from RefSeq and is a predicted model, not a curated record. Gene Ontology annotation, cellular component: Golgi apparatus. The transcript has 4 exons. NCBI's taxonomy places the organism in Eukaryota, Metazoa, Chordata, Actinopteri, Syngnathiformes, Syngnathidae.